AUGGAGGAAAGAGAUAUCCAUGAAUAUAAGACAAGCCCAUUUGAUAAAAGUCUUAUGGAGGGAGUUAAUGAGAUUAAGGGUUGCGCAAAAGAUUUAGUAGAAAGAUUGGAAAUUCCUUAUAGAGUUUUAUUAGUGAUUUUUAAUUAGAAAUCAGCAUUUGAAUGCAGCAGAGAUUGUUUUUCUGUGGAAAAUUAUGAGCUGAGAGAGUCUUUUGCAUGCAAAAAUAAGUGUAUUAGUGUCCUUGAGUCUUUAAAAAAGGACCAGGAAGCAAGCUUUGCGCAAUUUGAUGUAAAAUAAAUUUAGACUGCCCUUAAUCUUUGCUUUCAUUCAUGCACCAAACAAAAGAGGAGAACCCCUUACCUAUCAAAUGAGGCAGUUUUAUGCUAUAGAGAUUGUAUGGAAAGAGGAAAGCAGUCUUUAAUCAAAAUGGAAGCGCAUUUUGCUUCUCUCUAUUCCCAAUACACAGACACCCCUUGGUAA
Molecule: messenger RNA, 480 nt
Organism: Blepharisma stoltei
Lineage: Eukaryota; Ciliophora; Heterotrichea; Heterotrichida; Blepharismidae
Source: the annotation of a GenBank genome assembly